Ceutorhynchus assimilis (cabbage seed weevil) is the source of this 1610-nucleotide messenger RNA. The record is from the annotation of a GenBank genome assembly. Lineage: Eukaryota; Metazoa; Arthropoda; Insecta; Coleoptera; Curculionidae.
CUUUUGUUUGUUAGGGUUCGUUUUAAAAAUUUUCUGGACUUUCUUUAAUUAAAACCCAACAAAAUGAUAAAAUUUAAUUAAAAAUUAACUAAUUGUAAUUGUUAAUUGUUAAAUUCGGUGCCGGGAGUGUUUAUUUAAUAUUUACGUGCAAUUUCAAGGGCCUGGAGCCGGUGAAAUGGUUUCUGCAAUUUGAACUUCAAUAAAUUCCACUUCGAAGGGGGCCAGGAUUCAUUAAUUAGAGUAAUUAUUAGUUGGUAUCGCGUCACCUGUCUUUGUCUAACCCUGUCAAACGGAACCAAGACAAAUCGUCAUCAAUUUGUCAAACAGUUUGACACUCAAAUGCCACGCAAUAAAUUUUUUCCUGCUGUUAAAAUUCCCGUAAGCUCGCCCGAAAUGCGUUUAAAAGCGUCCAAAAACGAUGAAAAAUUAAACAAAAUACAGAAAAAAAGUCCCAAAGAUGAGAAAAAAGUCAAGAAUCGAAUAAAACCUCAUUCAAAUUUUACAGAAAAUGGAAGCGGAGAUUAUUGCCACAAUAUUAACAAAAAAUUAAAAGAAGACGAGAAGAAAAAGCAAAAAAAUAGCAAAAUUAUCGAUAAACAUUCAAAUAAAGAAGAAAAUGUUCACAAACCAAAACAAACAGCAACAAAAACAAACCAAAACAAGAAAAAACAAGUCAAAAGUGCAGAAAACUGCAAUAAAAACAUUACAGAAACCUGUAACGAAACGGAACUAAACAAAAUCGCUAAAGCGCAGGCGCGCAAAAUCGCCGAAAAACAUUUUCCGCAAAUCGAAAAUCAAUUCAUCCAAAUGCUCAACGGAAAAUUCGACGCUUUGGCUAAAUCGCUCGAGGAAACCGGCGACCGGGCCAAAGAAGAACGGAAACAAUUAAAAUUGAAAACGAAAAAAGCCCGCGAAGAAAUGACAGUUGAAAUCGUGAAGAAAAUCGAAAAAAGACUUGGGGGAAAAAAAGUUAAAGAAAAUCAAGAUAAAAUUCCUUCAAAAGACAAUCCAAGUUGCUGUAAUUCCCAACAGCCGAAAAGAAGAUUAAAAUUGCCAUCGGCCUCUUUGCAAAUAAUCGAAGAGGAAUAUUUCGUGCCACUCGAAGGCGACUUCGAAGAAUUGUACUAUAGUAGGCCGUGGACUGAUAGUACUAUUUCAGAUAGUCUCGAUUCGACAGAUGAGGAUUAAGUAUAGAAUUCUAUGAUGAAUAAAAAUUAGGCUUCUUUGUCUUAUUUAUUUAAGUUUUCAUUUACAAAUGAGAAAGACAGUUGUAUCGUUUUCGUUAAGUAGAUUGUAUCGCUAUCUUGCUUCAAGGUGAUGAGAAGAACAAGGAUGUACAUUUUCACUUAGGCGUUUUCCUAAAUCAAUAAAAAAACAAUUUUUUUCUCGAUAAGGACUUGAUUUAGAAACAUCAGUCAAAUGCAAUCUAGGUGACAGAUCUGAUUGCAUUCAGCCGACGUUGCUAUUCACAAAAUCCAUAGCCAACUAUGUUCGAUUGCAUUAAAUCAACUUAACAGAUUUUAAAAAGUCUUACCUGGUAAACGGCAGUUUCCAGUUUCCGCGACGCAAAGUUUCGAAAAUCGCUCCCGAUCGUUCCUGAAAUUCAAUAA